AAUAAUUUCUUUUUAUUUUGUAAUUGUAUUUUUAAUUAUUAAUAAUAUUUAAAAGUACAUUUUUUUAUUGUUUAAUUGUAUUUUAAAUUAAUAAUAAUAUACAUUAUAUUGAUAUACAUACAUAUAUUGUUUACAAACAUUUUUUAAGAAUAACAAUAUUUACCAAUAGACAAAUUUUGGAGUUAUUUUAUUGAAUAAAAUAUAUAACAUUUUUGUUGACAUUUGAUGCGCUUGAAGUUAGAAAUCCUUCAUGUCUAAAGGUAAUGCAGAUUUUCAUUUUCAACUGUUUUUACAAAACAUUUUUUAAACGGCUUUGCCCCCAAUGACAAACAUUUUUUAUUUUUAAAAUUUCACUUAUAUAAAUAAAAAAAUGAAUUUAAAUUUAAUGCAGAUCGUGUAGAUAAAUGAUUCAUUUAUUCAAUCGAAAUAUUUUUAAGACCCAAGUGCUUAAAACUAUUUUUUAAAUUUGAAUCUUCGAUCAACGAAAUUUUCAUCUCUUCCUUGCAAAAACUAUUUUUAUAUUAUAUUUCUUAUUGUACUUAAUAUUUUCGAGUUUUUUUCUUUUCUAAUUAAUUGCUUUAAUCAUAUUAAUAAUAAACUGUAAACAAAAAUUGUAUUAGAUGAGAAAGAAGGAAGAUAUUUUGAAAAACGCCUUUGCCCCACAUAGCGGCUUUGCCCCGCUCUCCCCUACAUUAAAUGAAAAGAUAACUCGUGCGGUGGUGGAAUGCAAUCCCAAUUAUUCGAGAACUGGAGAUUCAGUUAUUUACUGCCGUUAUGGAAAAUGGAUUAAUGAAUUGGCUAUUCGUUGUAUUCAUAAUGAUUGUUUAAAAAGUCCUUUGCACUACAAUUUAGAAAAUGGACAUGUUUACCCAUUUCAUACAGCUAAUUCUGUUAUGGAAUUAAAAUAUAGAUGUAAAAAUAAUAAUUAUAAAUUAAAAGGAGAAGGAUGGUUAUUCUGUAUUGAUGGAAAAUGGUCUAAUCCUCCACCUGUUUGUGAAUUAAAUGAAACAAAAAUUUAAUUUAAUUUGCAAAAAUAAAUUA
This is a messenger RNA of Leptopilina boulardi, 1041 nucleotides long. Its product is annotated as P-selectin-like. The record is from RefSeq and is a predicted model, not a curated record. NCBI's taxonomy places the organism in Eukaryota, Metazoa, Arthropoda, Insecta, Hymenoptera, Figitidae. The coding region runs from base 621 to 1019 and encodes 132 amino acids. The transcript is spliced from 2 exons.